AUGGUUCGUCAGCUCAUGAGCCUGGAUUCAACGCUGGCUCUUGUUUCAAGUCAGGAGGACGCUUCCCCGUUGUACCUAGCCAUCUCUCUCGGAUACCACGACAUUGCCCAGAUGAUGUACAACAAAAGUGGUGGUCAACUAUCCUGCUCCGGACCAAACGGACAAAAUGGGUUGCACGCAUCUGUUCUAAGGAGCGGAGGUAUUCAUCUCCUGUCGAACUGUUGCCGGACGAUAGAGCCCCCUUUACAUCGAUCAAGAUCCAUUUACUAACAGUAUUCACACGCACUUGCAGCAAUGACAGAAAUGCUACUGAACUGGGACAGUACACUCGCCAUGAAAAGAGAUGAACACAGGAGCACGCCUCUUCACUAUGCUGUCUCAGUGGACAACCGUUCAUGUAUCAACAUCUGCUGGUUUCCCUUCUACAGGACGCUGAACGUCCCAAUACUUGACCUGUUGAAAGCUAACAGAUUUGCAGCGUUCCAGUCUGAUCUAACUGGGAAAUUCCCCAUACACAUUGCUGCAUCCAUGGGCGUCAAGGAGGCAAUCUCCAUUCUGCUCGAGGAAUGCGAAGAUUGCGCCGGUCUACGCGACAACAGUGGAAGGACCUUCCUCCAUGUUGCUGUGGAGAGAAAGAGGCAUAAUGUAGUGAAGUUUGCUUGCAAAAACACAGAGUUGUCAUGGUUGCUGAAUAUGCAGGACAGUGACGGGAACACUGCCCUUCACCUAGCUAUCCAGGAAGGCGAUCUUGGGACAUUUGGCUGUCUUUUGGGGAACCAGCAAGUUUGCCUGAAUUUAGUUAAUAACAAUGGGCUUACUCCCCUAGAUCUCUCGGAGAGCAAGAUUCCUGCACAAUUCAGUCUUAGAUGGACUGCCAUGAACUUGAUGUACGAAACACUGAAAUGUGCCAAGGCCGAGCGCGGUAACAUUCGCAGAGACCGUUUUGAGGCAAAGUACACUCGUCAAGCAGAUAUCGAGAAUGAGUCCCAGCGUCUUACGAAGCUAGCCCAGGUUGCCAUCAUCGGGUCGGUGCUCAUCGCCACGGUCACGUUCGCCGCGGCCUUCACGCUGCCCGGAGGAUACCGCUCCGACGACCGCGCCGACGGCGGCGCGGCAACGCUCGCCGGCGGGAGGAGCUACACCUUCGACGCGUUCGUCAUCGCCGUCACGCUGGCCUUCGUCUACUCCUCGCUCGCGACGUUCGGCCUCAUCUACUCGGCGAUGCCGUUCGUGGACCUGGGCGCCCGCCGCGCCUACUUCCGGCGGUCGCUGGGCGUCGUCGCGUGCUCGCUGCGAACAAUGGCCGUCUCCUUCGCGCUGGCCGUCUACACGGUGAUCGCUCCCGUGGAUCGCUGCCUCGCUCUCGUCGUCUCCCUGAGCGCUUCCGUGGUGAUGGCGUUCGGGCAUCUGAACGUCGUGCAGACGCUUGCUCUCGCGAGAGCAUUGCAUGCUCGAAUGGGGUUCCGUCUGUCAGGGAUGCUACUGUUGAGGGUGAUGAUGCAGCUGGCGUUUGCAUACUGGUCCUACCCACUGAUUUUUGGGCUGCCGGCGUAUCUGAGAUCGCAUCGGCUCGGUGAGCAUCAACCAUGA
Messenger RNA from Oryza brachyantha (malo sina), 1590 nucleotides. Its product is annotated as protein ACCELERATED CELL DEATH 6-like. Lineage: Eukaryota; Viridiplantae; Streptophyta; Magnoliopsida; Poales; Poaceae. The transcript has 4 exons. The record is from RefSeq and is a predicted model, not a curated record. Gene Ontology annotation, molecular function: protein phosphatase 1 binding; protein phosphatase regulator activity. Gene Ontology annotation, cellular component: plasma membrane.